Penicillium crustosum is the source of this 1548-nucleotide messenger RNA. RefSeq lists its product as uncharacterized. Gene Ontology annotation, cellular component: RNA polymerase I core factor complex. The record is from RefSeq and is a predicted model, not a curated record. Bases 1 to 1548 code for a protein of 515 amino acids. Gene Ontology annotation, molecular function: TBP-class protein binding; RNA polymerase I core promoter sequence-specific DNA binding. Gene Ontology annotation, biological process: nucleolar large rRNA transcription by RNA polymerase I. The transcript is spliced from 2 exons. NCBI's taxonomy places the organism in Eukaryota, Fungi, Ascomycota, Eurotiomycetes, Eurotiales, Aspergillaceae.
AUGGGGGUUGGCGAUUAUGUCCACUCCAAAGAAGGUGGGCAGGCUCGCGGGGCCCCCGACCAAGCCACCCAAUCGCGCCAGCAACGUGCAGAACAAGCCAGAGUCGAGGUACCAGUCACCCAGCUAGUCGACUCAGGUCUUCCGGGUACCAAUGGUAUAGGUGGCUCGCUAGGAUUCCAUGGUACAUCUCAAUUCCCAAAUCAGCCCCGCGGUCUUCCUACGCAUGGGGCGCAGCGGGACAGGGAUGUGUUUGACACAGACGUGGAGGCGAUUGAUGAUUCAACCGUAGCAGGGACUAGCGUCUACGGAUUUGAUGACAGCAAAUCCCAGGCAGCGUCAAGUACCAAUGCUGCUUACACCAAACCUGAUCCACAAUCUGCCUACCAGCCUCGGCCUUCACGGCAGACUUACGGGUCUAACUGGUAUGAAGGCUUGGGGGACCAAGCCAUGAAGAAGGCCGGAUUUGACUCAGAUGACUUUGAUGACUUUGGAAGCCAAAUGUCUUCAUCCAUUGGUGGAGAUGGCGGGGAUAACGAAAAGCCAGACGAAGCACACUGGCAUGCGUCACACAAACCGCGUACGACUGAGGAGCCAUUGAGUAAGCGCCUGGAGAAUUUCUGGUCCGCCAGCAGAAAGAGAACUUCUUCGCGGCAGCCUGUCACUGUAGACUCUGACCCCGAGCCUCAGACUAAACCACAGCCUAAGUCUAAGCCGCGGAAAUUGGGUCAAAUGCUUCCUCCUACUGGGCCCAGGAAGAUCGUUCUCCCCCACAGCUCGUCGGCAACACCUAGGACUCGUUUCAGUCCACCAAAGCCUUCACUUCUGGAACAACUCGACCAACAACUGGAUGCAUCACCUACUCGCCACAACUCUCAACUUCCGCCAGAUGUUGGCCGGACCCUCAGCAUUGCAUCGUUCCAGGACAGUGAGGGUGGAACCGAUGAUGGUAUGGACGACCACACCAUACGCGCAGAUGUACGAAUAGAAAGCGGCGGGCAUUCAAUCAAUGCCUUCGAUAUGACGAGUUUGACCGACCUAGACGUCGACCACACCUUGCAGGAUCCGUUUUUUGUGCACGAAUCGCACGAAAUAAACGAAUCACAUGAGCCACUACCCCCAGAAGUGCUUUACCAAAAAUCUUUCUCUGAGCUGCAAGCUGAGCCCUUUGACAAGUCCCCCACCCCUCCUCCACCCGUCAUUAAAUCCCCCUCCUUGCCACCGAACCCACCUAGUGUCCCAGAUACUCAAGAACCCAAGAAUGCCGUCUCCCAUCUGUUGGCUCUGACGCACCAAGAACGCCAAACUUAUUUGUCCCACAUGACUAUGGAUGAAUGGGAAGACUGCGGAGACCAAAUGAUUGGCCGUUUUACUGAUCUUCUUUCGGAAAUGAAAAACCUACGGCGUGCCCGCCGCCGCACAGCUGCUGUGUUUGAAGGCGAAGUCAAGCGCCGCCAUGACCAAGUUGAAACACAAAGUUUGGAGUUGACGAAUAAAUUGACCGAGAUGAGAACUGGCGGUGCAGAGGUUCUACGUGGACGCCACUCAUGA